Molecule: messenger RNA, 835 nt
Organism: Mollisia scopiformis
Lineage: Eukaryota; Fungi; Ascomycota; Leotiomycetes; Helotiales; Mollisiaceae
Exons: 3
Coding region: 217-567 (116 amino acids)
Source: RefSeq, a predicted model, not a curated record
GUGGUGGUGGUGGUGAGGGUUGGUGAGGUCAGAUCAGUCCAGUGCCAUACAUCACAUCACAUCACAUCACAUCACUUCACUACUAACACUAAUUGUGGCGGCUGGAUUUGCAGGGUUGGACGGCCGGCGGUGGGAUGAGAUGAGCAGCACCAUCUGGUCGCCAUUAGAAGGCAGCGUCGGGCCGCGGGGGUGCCUGUGCGCUGAGUACUGAACUGGAUGGCCAUGAGGGGGUGGAAGUGGAGCGGUGGAAAAUUGUGCCUGAUCCUCCCUCUGCUACUGGACCAGCGACCAUUUGGCAUAACAGACUAUUACUAUUACUUCACCGAACGAGCAGGCCUCGCACGCUGGGAGACCAGAGGGUCCCUUGUUGGUCAGAAACGGAAUAUUCACGGCUGCUGCAUAACUUCAAACUCGAGGCUCACCGGGACCCGUCUCUCCCCGCAGAACCCUGAGAAACACAUGGCUGCAGCUUGCAGGGUGCAGCGAUUGUGCACUGUGAUAGCCGACACUCGAGCUGCAGCUCCAGCGACGGUUCUGGAUUCGCAAAAUACUGUCUGUACUCAAUAGAGCAUCAUCAGCUCGAGUGCGGUCUCAGACUUCUUGGCAGUGGCCCUGGUGGUCCCAAGAGCGCAGAGAAUUGGCCCGCCGUUUGCUUUUUGGCGGGGUCUAGUCCACUGGUGGCAGAGCAGAGCAGAGCGACUUUUUCUGGGAGCAAGUCAGCCGCGUGCCCUUCACGGACCGAGCCUGUCGCUGCUCGCCAUGCUGCCACGGGCCCCCGUCGGUGUGGUGGUUGUACAGUAAUUGUGACGGUCCCAACUCCGGGUUACAGAUCCUC